Vespa velutina is the source of this 4035-nucleotide messenger RNA. RefSeq names its product meiosis-specific nuclear structural protein 1-like. Lineage: Eukaryota; Metazoa; Arthropoda; Insecta; Hymenoptera; Vespidae. The coding region runs from base 454 to 1677 and encodes 407 amino acids. The transcript is spliced from 5 exons. The record is from RefSeq and is a predicted model, not a curated record. Gene Ontology annotation, biological process: cilium organization. Gene Ontology annotation, cellular component: motile cilium.
AAAACGUUAUUGUGUUCUUUUACGAUGUUAAAUUAAAUGAUCCGAAUUUAUAUUUUAUUGAAAAUUAUUACGGAUCGAUAUACUUUUACAAACUGCUCUAUAAAAUUAUAAUGAAAUAAAGCUUUCAUGAAAAUAAUAUAUUAUCGUAUUUUACUUUUUUUUUUUUUUUUUUUUUUUUUCAUUUCGCGAAUAAAAUACUUAAUGAUUAUAAGAUAAAUUAUUUAUUCAACUUGUUACCGCCAAUUCAAAUUUAAAAGUCGUCUAUAUAUUAUCAAUUGUCACGUGAUCUUGGAUUGAUCGUGUAAUAGACCAAUAAGAAUAUGUCUCCUUUUAAUAUAUAAAUUCGUGCGCAAUCGCGAAGCGUGAAAUAACCUAUAUUAGAAUCACGGAAAAUUAUAAAUUAUUUAAUAAAAGAACAAAAAUAAAAUUAGGUGAAUAAUAUCAGGAUAGAAAAUGCAGGUACGAGAGAACUUAGAGAUUCUAGAGAGUAAGAAAAUGAUGAAGGAUGCACGUGAAGACCAGAUAGAAUUGGAACGGGAAAGGAUUAUGAAAAAAGGCGAUAUCGUACGAUCCAUACGACGUUUAGAUCUAAACCGUUUAGAAAUUGAAGAAAAGGAAAAACUCGUUUCUUCUCAAAAAGCUCAGGAUUUACGAAAUCGACAAAUCGAAAGAUCUUUUAAAUUAGCUCAGGAAUUGGCACGUCUUAAAAAUGAAGAAGCGCGAGAAUUGCGUGAUUUGAAAUGUAAGAAAAAAUUAUUCCGAUCUCCUACGGCUUGUUCUUUCGUUGAUAUACAAUCACGAUUGUUGGAAGAGAAGAUUAAAAAAGAUUCGCAAUCUAUCGAUAUCAUUCGACAAUGGUACUCCGACGAUACAAUGGAUAAAAUGCAAUUGGCAAAAUUGGAAGAAAAUAAACUACUUUAUCGUGCCGAUUUGCAGAAUCAAAUUAUUGAAAAACGUCGUAUAUUGCGAGAAUUUGAUGAGGAGAGGCAACGUGAACGUAAGAUAAUCGAACAAAUGAUCGACGUUAUUCACGAAGAGGAUAUUCGUGCUGAGGAACGUAAGAAAGAAAUUCAAACGUGUUUGCAAGCUGAAAAAGAAGCUAUUUUUGAGGCGAGAAAAGUAUGGAAAGACAUACAAAAGGCUGCGAUUAAUGAGGAAAAUAAAAAAAUUGCUGAGAUCAUUGUUGAGAAAGAAGUUGAACAUAAAAGACAAAUGGAGAAAAAAAAAGACAUUAGUGCAAUGAGAGAAGCGAUGACAGAAAAAAUUGCGAGGAAGAUGUUGGACGAUGAGAUUAAGAUGAAGGAAAAAGAAGCCAUUUGCAAUGAAUUGUAUUUGGAAAAAAAGAAAACCAAGGAAGCUGAAGAAUCUUUAAGAUUAGCUUUGGAAAAGCGAUUACGAGCUAAACAAACCUUGGACGAAAUGGUAGAAUAUAGAAUUGCCGCAACUGAGAAAAAGAUGAAGGAACAAUGUAUGGAAAUAAAUUUUACACGUAAUCUUUACGAGAAACAAUUAAAACUCGACGAGGAAGCUAAACAAAAGCUAGAGGAGAAACGACGAAAGAAUAAUCAAUAUGGUGAAGAUCUGAGGAAAAUUAUAAUAAAUAAUAAAGUUGAAUAUGCAAUGAAAUUAUUGAAGAAACAAAAAGAUAUUCAGGACGAAUGCGCAGAAAAGUCAUAAACUUUAAUUGUAAGAAAAUCUGGAUUAAACGAAGAUCUAUAUUUAUUUUGGGAAUUUAAUAAAAAUAUCCAACGUUUCGCCCAUUAUUUAUUAGUACAUAGGUAUAUAUAUACACGUCGCACGGAAAGGCGUCACCUUUACGGCUUUUGUUAUUUGUACAAAGUCCGUGUAAAAAUACAGCAGCCCAAUCUUAUAUAGAUUAAUAGUAUUCGAUAGAUUAUAAACGAAAGCGGUCUUGCCUCGUUUACUCUUUAUCGUCUUUGUCAUCGUCAUCGUCAUCGUCGUCGUUGUCGUCGUCAUCGUCGUUCGUUCUUCAACGAAAUUGUAUUUAAUCGAAGAAAAUUAUAAUAUUAUUUUAUUUUUAUUUUUUUUUUCUUAGUUAUACGAGUUAUAACGAUUCUAUUAUCAAAAAAACAAAAAAAAAAGGGAUACAAAAAUAAGAGAAUCGAAGAGAAAAGUAAAAAAAAGAGAAAAACGACACGAGGAAGACCGCUCGAACGUUUCGAAUGAUUGAUUCCUAAAAAUUACGAAAGUGUGAUUUUUCAUCGAUUAAUUUCAUUUCUUUCUUUCUUUCUUUCUUUUCUUUUAGUGCCACAAUUAGAGAAAAAAAAUCAAUCAAUUUCUCGAUUAAUAUAAUACACUGUAUACGAAAGUGUUUUUAAUUACGACGAAUUAGAUCGAGAAGACGAAACAAAAAAAAAAUUAAUAAAGAAAUUUCUUCGUCGUUUUAUAAUCAAAAAUUUAUAUCUUUUUUUUUCUUUCUUUCUUUCUUUCUUUUUUUUUUUUUUUUUUUUUUUCGUUUACAGAGGCGUCCUCCACUAAUAACGAUAUGCCACGAGAUAGUAAAUCUACGACGACUGUGUUACUACGUGAAAUUUCAACACAUUUAUAAAGUCUCUGGGCCUAAUUAUUUCUACUAAAUUCACCGAUUAUUACAAUAAUAAUACGCUCGGCCCCCUAUCGGCGUAUCUCUAACAACACACGCAAAAUUCAACGAAUAAAGCGAAUUUAUACGGGGUCACGUUCGUAUUUAUCUUUCACGUGAAAUAUCACGAAACGAUCCAUCACAACUUUGACUUCCCUGUUUUUUAUUUAUUUCUUUUUUUUUUUUUUAUUUUUCUUUUCAAUUUUUCUCAUUCUGUAAGAAAAUUUGAUUCUUCUUACUAAUCCUCUCUUUUCUAUUUUGCCCCAACUCUUACCGCCGCUCUCUUUCAUUCCUCUUUUUAUUUUCUUUUACAAGAACGUCUUUAAGACGAUUUCUUAGUAUAUUCUUAUUCCUAUUAUUAUUAUUAUUAUUAUUAUUAUUAUUAUUAUUAUUAUUAUUAUUAUUAUUAUUAUUAUUAUUUAUUAUUAUUUAUUAUUUAUUAAUGGUCACUUUUUUUGAUCGACGCGCAAGUUAGGCACAACAAGCGGAUCCUUAAAAGUGAACGGGAGUAUGAUACGUUUUUUUUUUUCAUCUUCUCUUCUUCAUUUUUAUUUUUUUUGCGUUACUGGCCCUCCUAUCGGAGAAAUUCCUAACUGUAAAAAACGACUUAGCACGGAUUGGUCUUAAAAGUAAAAUCACAUAUCCUCGCGGAUUAAAUGAGUGCUCCUGUGUAAUUAGUGUAUGUGUGUAUGUUCGUGCAUUUGUGUGUAUGUGUAUGUGCAGCACUGGUCAUGUAAAAGUAAAAUCACAUUUUUUUUCACGCUUUAUGUAUGUAUGCAUGUAUGUACGUAUAUAUGUAUGUACAAAGUAGCCCGCAUCUGUGUCACACUUAACGAGCAAUCUCUCUUUCUCUCUUUCUCUCUCUCUCUCUCUCUCUCUCUCUCUCUCUCUCAUUCUCUCUCACUUUCUUAUUUUUACUUUAGCGAUUACAAUAGGAUAUAUAAGCAUUAUACAGAAUGAUCCAAAAGUUCUUAUGUGACACUAAAAAUCAAUUAUUCCCUUUCAAGAUUAGGAUUGUAGUUAGAUUGAUAGUUCAACAAGCUGUACUUGCAGUUUUACAAUUUGACAAAAAAAAAAAAAAAAAAAAAAAAAAAGAAUUUGUUCUUUAAAGUCUCUCGAAAAAGAGCAAUUGAUUUUUAAUAUCAUCAAAGGAACAUUAGAUCUAUUCUAUAUAUCCUCUCGAUCACUUUAAACGAGACAUUCUCUUAUAAACCCGUAUGCACGUACGUACGUGCGUGCGUGUGUGCAUGUGUGUGUGUGUGUGUGUGUGUGUAUGUAAGUAUGUAUGUCUUCUUUUUUUCUUCCCCUACAUAUGUAUAAAGUAACGAUCGCGCACAAAUUGCGGCACAAUUUAUGUGCUUUUCUCGAAUAACGAAAUCAAAAAAAAAUUAGUUGAAUGAAAUGAAUUACAGUUAAAACGUCAGUAAACUUAA